AUCGUGGGCAGCCGGGGUCUAGGCACCAUGGUGGCUGGCGGCCUGCGGGCGGCGCUGUGGCCCGUCGGGCGGCCCCACAGAGCCGCCCUAGCCUCCCGCCUUCCCCAAGCCAACGUCUCCGCCGGCGGUUCCGCGGCGCCGCCAUGGCCGACGUGGAAGACGGAGAGGAAACCUGCACCCUGGCCUCUCACUCCGGGAGCUCAGGCUCCAAGUCGGGAGGCGACAAGAUGUUCUCCCUCAAGAAGUGGAACGCGGUGGCCAUGUGGAGCUGGGACGUGGAGUGCGAUACGUGCGCCAUCUGCAGGGUCCAGGUGAUGGAUGCCUGUCUUAGAUGUCAAGCUGAAAACAAACAAGAGGACUGUGUUGUGGUCUGGGGAGAAUGUAAUCAUUCCUUCCACAACUGCUGCAUGUCCCUGUGGGUGAAACAGAACAAUCGCUGCCCUCUCUGCCAGCAGGACUGGGUGGUCCAAAGAAUUGGCAAAUGAGAGUGGUUAGAAGGCUUAGUGCAGUUGUUCAGAGCCCUGGUGGAUCUUGUAAUCCAGUGCCCUACAAAAGCUAGAACACUCCAGGGGAUGAAUUCUUCAAAUAGGAACCGAUGGAUCUGUGGUCCUUUGGGACUCAUCAAAGCCUUGGUUUAGCAUUUUGUCAGUUUUAUCUUCAGAAAUUCUCUGCGAUUAAGAAAAUUUAUUAAAGAUGGUCCUUCCUACCUCUGUGGUGUGUGUCGCGCACACAGCUUAGAAGUGCUAUAAAAAAGGAAAAAGCUCCAAACUGAAUCACCUUUAUAAUUUACCCAUUUCUAUACAGCAGGCAGCGGAAGCAGUUUCAGAGAACUUUUUGCAUGCUUACGGUUGAUCAGUUAAAAAAGAAUGUUACAGUAACAAAUAAAGUACAGUUUAAAACCCAACUCUUACUCUUAAUUUGUUCCUAAUAUGUAUUUUUGGCAGGGAGAGGGAGCGGUCCAUGAGAUCUUUAUGUGAUACGAGGAUUUUAAGUUUGGGCCAGUGAACAGGGUAAAUAAAAUUUAACUUUUGGGCAUAUGGAAUUUUGAUUGCCUUUAAAGUUACUAUUCUCUAUCAUUGAUUCAUCAAGAAAACCUAGAUCUGCACUCACCUCACUGUUCAAUCAUUGAGUAGUAAAGGACAGAAGUAUUUUCUAGUUCUGGUCAGAUGAUGUAAUUUUUUUUUUUUUUUUUUAAGGUGAAGUCUUGUUCUGCUACCCAGGCUGGAGUGCAGUGGCAUGAUGUCAGCUCACUGCAACCUCCGCCUCCCAGGUUCAAGUGAUUCUCCUGCCUCAGCCUCCCAAGUAGCUGGGAUUACAGGCGUGUGCCACCACACCCGGCUAAUUUUUGUAUUUUUAGUAGAGACGGGAUCUCCCCACGUUGGCCAGGCUGGUCUCGAACGCCUGACCUCAGGUGAUUCGCCUGGCCUCCCAAAGUGCUGGGAUUACAGGUGUGGGCCACUGUGCCCGGCCCAGAUGAUAUAAUUUAACUGUGUUUUAGGUAACAUGUUAAUGAGGGAAAAUGUUUACCAGUGUAGCAUUGGAUUAAAAAGUUUAUCACACAAUGUUUUAAUAAAUGGUUUAUUCUGCUUACCUUAUUUGAACUGUCAUUAUAAUUUUAUGUGCAACCGUAAACUUAAUAAACUAAUUUGUCAAGUAAA
Messenger RNA from Symphalangus syndactylus (siamang), 1658 nucleotides. RefSeq names its product ring finger protein 7 (gene RNF7). NCBI's taxonomy places the organism in Eukaryota, Metazoa, Chordata, Mammalia, Primates, Hylobatidae. The record is from RefSeq and is a predicted model, not a curated record. Gene Ontology annotation, molecular function: zinc ion binding.